CUUAUUCUUGUCCUGGAUUUAUGUUUUUAAAUUUCUCCUUUUGUUAUCCAGCUAUAGCAGGCCUCUUUUAUGAGAGUAACCUGACCUCCCUACUAAAGGAUGCACGACUUUCUGGCCAACAGAAGGAUCUUUCUGAAAGUUUGAACCAACGGUGUCUUCCAUAAAUGACCUAUACCUGUUUUUCAUUUUGUGGGUUCAAAUAUUAGCCAUUAAAUCACUUAUCAACAACUUUUGUAAAUUCACUUAGAGCACAGUCCUUGACCUCACUCAGCUGCAAAGAUGAAUAACCAAGGAGAAACUUAUGUAGAACUGAAGGCAGUCAAGAGCUCAAAGAGACAGCAAAUGAAACUGAAGAUUUCUAAAAGUUCCAGUUCAAUAACUGAGCAGGGAUUAACAUAUGCAGAACUAAAUCUUCAAAAUGCUCCUCAGAAUCUUCGUGAGAAUGACAAGAACUACCACUCCAAAGGUUCACCAUCACCUCCAGAGAAGUGCAUUGCUGGGAUCCUGGGAAUCAUCUGCCUUGUCUUGAUGUCCACUGUGGUGACAGUGAUCGUUGUUACUCCCUCUACUGUAAUACGGGAGCAGAAUAACUCCUCUCGGAUAGCAAGACUUCAGAAAGAAUUUCAUUGUGGUUGUUGUUCAAAAGAGUGGUUUACAUAUUCCAACAAUUGCUAUUCUAUUCGUUUGGAAAAAGAAACAUUGAAUGGGAGUUUGAUGUCUUGCUCUACUAAGAAUUCUACUCUGCUUUACAUAGAUAAUGAAGAGGAAAUGAAAUUUCUGAUGUCCCUAUCAAUUACAUCGUGGAUUCCAGUCUUUCGUAAAGGUCGUGGGCAACCAUGGAUGUGGCUAAACGGUUCAAUUUUCAAACUAAAGAUAAAAGACUAUUCACCUAAUGAACAUAAGUGUGCUGUACUAUCCUCAUGGGGCAUAAGAGCAGAAGACUGUCAGACUCCAAAUGGAUAUAAUUGCAAGCAUAAGCUUGAGAAUUAAAAAGUAUUGAACUUGGGCCAUCAGCAGUGAAAGCAUGGAGUCUUUACCACUGAACCACCUGGAAAUUCCCCCUUUUCAAUUUUUUUCAAGAGUUUUUUAUCCAUUUUAUUAAAUAUAUUCAAUAAGAA
Dama dama (fallow deer) is the source of this 1118-nucleotide messenger RNA. RefSeq names its product NKG2-A/NKG2-B type II integral membrane protein-like. The record is from RefSeq and is a predicted model, not a curated record. Lineage: Eukaryota; Metazoa; Chordata; Mammalia; Artiodactyla; Cervidae. Gene Ontology annotation, biological process: positive regulation of natural killer cell mediated cytotoxicity; stimulatory C-type lectin receptor signaling pathway. The coding region runs from base 280 to 990 and encodes 236 amino acids. The transcript has 9 exons.